Pygocentrus nattereri (red-bellied piranha) is the source of this 2643-nucleotide messenger RNA. Its product is annotated as inositol polyphosphate 5-phosphatase K-like. Gene Ontology annotation, biological process: negative regulation of glycogen biosynthetic process; negative regulation of peptidyl-serine phosphorylation; negative regulation of phosphatidylinositol 3-kinase/protein kinase B signal transduction. NCBI's taxonomy places the organism in Eukaryota, Metazoa, Chordata, Actinopteri, Characiformes, Serrasalmidae. The transcript has 13 exons. Gene Ontology annotation, molecular function: phosphatidylinositol-3,4,5-trisphosphate 5-phosphatase activity; inositol bisphosphate phosphatase activity; phosphatidylinositol-4,5-bisphosphate 5-phosphatase activity. Gene Ontology annotation, cellular component: cytoplasm; ruffle; endoplasmic reticulum. The record is from RefSeq and is a predicted model, not a curated record. The coding region runs from base 1 to 1641 and encodes 546 amino acids.
AUGUCUCGAGUGAUGGAACCGGCUCAUACAUUUCUGCCUUCUGAGUGGAAACAUGCAAACCGGGUGCAUUUUAGGAGUGCUGAAACUGAGAGGGCGCGCUCAGAGCGACUCGCCGCAGAAUGCAAGCGACUGAUAGAGGAGAGUGAGAAGUCUGCGAAGCGCAUGCAGCAGGAUGCCAACCAGAGGCUGGAGCAUAGAAUUAAAGACAUUAAGUUCUGGAGGCAAGAGCUGGACCAGAAACUGCAGGAGGUGGUGCAGGAGAUUGAGGUGCUCAUCACCUUUAAAAAUAGAGUUGAGAGAGCACUGGAGAGCUGCUCAGAGCCUCUUAAAGCCACUCUAGACUGUCUGAAUGAGAGACAGAAGCGGGUGGCGAUAGACCUGGUGAGUGAUGAGGUGGAGAGGGAGCUGCUGAAGGAGAAGGACGUGAUAGAGGGAGUGAUAACCCUCCUCCAGCGCACUCUGGAGCAGAUAAUUGAGCAGAUUAGGAUGUCCCUGAAAAAGAUGUUAUCUUGGUGGCAACAAAUGCUCCAAAAUGCGAGUGAAUCUAGAGGGAUCUACGGGUAUUGGGGUAAUAAAGGAGGAGUGACCAUCCGCCUGUCCUUCUAUGGCCAUAUGCUCUGCUUCCUGAACUGUCAUCUUGCUGCUCACAUGAAAUAUGCGUCAGAAAGAGUGGAUGAAUUUGAGUACAUCUUGGAUUCCCAAACCUUCCAGGGGAAAAAAGCUUCAUCCAUUUUAGAUCACAAGGUGGUCUUCUGGUUUGGAGAUUUGAAUUUCCGUAUUGAGGAUCAUGGGAUGCAUUUCAUUCGAAACUGCAUCACAAGCAAGAAUUUCAACUUGAUGUGGUCCAAAGACCAGCUAACUGUGAUGAAGAAGAAUGUGCCUAAACUGCAGCAGUUUGAAGAAGGACCUCUUGAUUUUCAACCCACCUAUAAAUUUGACUUGAACUCUGAUAACUAUGAUUCAAGGGUACAGAAGGCAUGGUUUGGUCUUACUGGGAAAAAGCGGAAGCCUGCGUGGUGUGAUCGCAUUCUGUGGCGGGUCAAGCCCAGGCCACCUCCACCUGAGGACAUUUUCGAAGAGGGUGAUGAUGAUGCAGCCAAAGAAAAGAAGAAGAACCUGUUAGAGGAUCUGAUGGAGAAAUACCCUCUGAAAGUGGUGCAGGACAGUUACACCAGCAGCAUGGAGUAUGGUGUCAGCGACCAUAAGCCUGUCAUUGGCAUGUUCAGACUGGAGCUGAGGAAGAUGUACGACAUUCCACUGGUGCGUCUACAUGCUGAAGGCGACUGGAGUGCAGAUUUGGACGCCAUGGUGACUUAUAGCCCACUGCAGCCCUUCCCCUCUAGUGCCUGGGACUGGAUUGGCCUUUAUAAGGUUGGAUUUAGAAGCAUUAGUGACUACAUCACCUACACCUGGGUAAAGGAUGACCAAGUGGCCUUCAACGAUGAGGUCGUACAGGUUUAUGUAAGCAAGGAGGAGAUUCCAGUAGUAGGGGGUGAUUGUGUACUCUGCUACUAUAGCAGUAACUUGCAGUGCAUUGUGGGCAUUAGUGAACCCUUUAAAGUUCAUGAGUCCAGAGCAGCCAUUGAAGAAGGAUUAUUGCCUGAGAAUAUUAAUGGACUGGACCAGGCAAUAGCCAGUUAAGACCAUGUGGUUUGCCUUUUUACCAACAUGCACUUUCAGAGUGCUCAGUGUUGGACGCUCUUUAACUACUUCUUGCUUCAGAAAUGGCAUCGAUAUCUGGAGGCAUUCAUGCAAGUGCAAUUUUAUCAGAGUGUUUUACUGAUUCUGUGAUUUUUUUUUUUUUUUUUUUUUUUUUUUUUUUGCGUCAUUUCUGCUACUGUAACUUUUAACAGUUAUAUUUGGUCCACCAUGGCCUGUACUUGUUGUAAUUGUAAAUUUCAGUUUUAAAACUCUAAGCAGAGUAAAAACUGCCAAAGAAAUAUAAUCCUGUUCCUAAAGAGCUUUUCUAUAAUAGCUUCUGCUUUGCGUCAAAAAUUUGUUGAAUUUCACAGUUAGGCUUAUUGUAAUAUUGGAAAACUUUUAUAUUUCUGUGCUUUUUUUUUUUUUUUUUUUUUUUACAGGUUUUACAUCUUUUUCUCCCUCAGUUCAGCUCCAUUAUGUUAAUGUACUGUAGUAAUUUUCAUCAGUGUUAUUGUCACUUUGUCACUCCAUUUCAUUUAUAUCAGAACUGUUACAAAGAAGUACAAGUGUUGUGCACAAAAGAUUAUUAGAAAAAGGUCAGAAUUUGCACUCAUGCCUUUUGUAGUUGUGUAGUUUGUGUGAAAUAAUUGACAAUUUGUGUAAGUGAUAUCACAUGUACGUGUUAUCGGGUGAGAAAUGAAGCAUUGAUUUAUUUUAUUUUGAGCUAUUUUUCUUAGACUGUAUGAGGUGUGGUCUAAAUCUUGUCUCAAGCCAGAUAUACUACUGGUAAUAACAGAUAUAAUGUUUUAUUUAUGUAUACUGAGUUAUGUUAUUUAAAUAUAGGGCACACAGAUUUAUUGACAAUUUACUGUAUUUAUACUUGUGUUGUACAAAAGAUGUAAAUCAUUAGUCUGUUUAAACCAGUAACGUUUUCUAAAUAAGUUCUUAUGCAUAGCAGCAUUGUGAAAUUUAAUUUAAAUAAAAUUAUUUUGGUAUAACCUA